AAUGAGUUGACGUAAUUGUAUAUUGCUCUGCAGCCGAAAUUAUUAAGAAAAAAAAGAAGCCUCAUUUGGCAAUAUAACAUACCAUUAAAAAAUAAUAAUUCGGCAUUUCAAAGCUAACUGGCUCAUCUCCAGAAUUAUGUUAAUACAAAGAUUUCCGAAUCACACUUUGCUUUGAUUUUAUUCCUUAUAUUAUUUCCUAAUUGUUCAUGUUUACUUGUACUGAUUUCGCACGUAUUGUUACAAUUAAUAUUCCUUGUCUUAGAAUUUGAUAUUUGCUAGGUUCGCGUGACGUAAUCAUUAAUAACCAUAUCUGCAGAUAGGAAAUAAAAAAUCCCAAAUUCAAAGUAGCAAGAAAAUUGGCAUCCAAACAGUAUUUGACCACUGUGGCUUCGGAAAUCCUCAGUAAAGUUUCAUUCAGUGGAGUUCCUGACGAAUGGGUGCUUUACGAUUAACCUGCUAUCUGCCUGGAUGUAAAAAUCUUGGCCACUUCACCACUAUAAUCUUCCGUAGAAUGAAUGUGCGGAUAUUUGAACAGAUCAGAUGUAGACCAGGCAGUCUUGUCGACGAUAUAGUACAAGAGACGAUGGAGUAAAGCACAAAUAAGAUAUAGCAGGAAAGAGCUGUGAAACAGCAUCAAUGGAGAAGUGCGUAAAAUGAGCUUGGCGCAUCAGUAUUAUUGCGGGAAUUAAAAUAGUAGAAUAACGGAAGCAGCUCACGUCUGGCCUAACGCAUUGAAGGCCUUCAAUUUUAUGCCAAAGGAUAAAAUCUUGCUGUGUUUCGAUUUGUAACUAAUUUAUUUUGACAUUAAUUGCUCCCUUCCUGGGAUAUCAAUUCUAAUGUUUCUGUCGAUAAUGACAUGUAAAAUCCCAGCUACGAAAUUGCGAAUGGCGUUUAUUGUAAAGCUUAAAUUUAGGCGACAGGUUUGGUAACUAGAAAUAUUUUUUCUCGAAGGAUAAAGAAUGUUUAAUAAAGAAAGCUCCAUGGAUCAAUGCGUCAUUGAGUCCCUUAUGUGGGGAUUGCACGAAGUGAAUGUGUGGAAGGAAAGCACAAUGACACAGCGAUUCACAAAUUAAAGAGGACUUCAGAAAUUCACCAACUCUUCCGCGUUCCAGCACGCACCGAUACCGAAAUUCGUUGUUUCCCAUAAUAUCGGUCUGAUUUCCUGGAUUAUAAUGCGCGCAGUAAUGCAGACACAUCUGACAGAAGCAAUCCAAAUAUACAAUUUUUCUAAAUUUUAAGUGACGGUAGGAAAAGCUCCUGGUAAUAACUUCUUGAUUUGGAGUUGACGAUUCUCUUAUGCGCGAACUCUUUACUUGAAAGGCAAACUCGCUUAAUCAGCUGGUGACAUUGAAAGCGUUAAAAAAAUCACUAACUCGCUUUAAUCUCCUAAAAUUAACAAAAAAAUGAUAAAGAAUAUCUACUUCAACAAGGUCUCCCUUGCUUAAUUUGUUGGUAUGGGAACAAUAUUAGACUGCAACAGACCACAAAGUGUUAAUGGAAUUCAGCCGGUCAGCUCGCAUCCUCUAGCACUUUGUGUUUAGUUCUAGAUUCCAACUACUGCAAUUAGGUUAGGCAGGUACAACAGGCAAUGAAGAAAUCUAAUGGAAUAUGAGGAAAGAUUGAAAAGACUAGGCUUGUAUUCACUGGAGUUUAGAAGGAUGAGGGGGAAACCUUAUAGAAACAUAUAAAAUUAUAAAAGGACUGGGAAAGCUAGAUGGAGGAAAAAUGUUCCCAAUGUUGGGCGAGUCCAGAACUAGGGGCCACAGUCUUAUAAUAAAGGGGAGGUCAUUUAAGACUGAGGUGAGAAAAAAACAUUUUACCCAGAGAGUUGUGAAUUUAUGGAAUUCCCUACCACAGAGGGCAGUGGAGGCCAAAUCACUGGAUGGAUUUAAGAGAGAGAUAGAUAGAGCUCUAGGGGCUAGUGGAGUCAAGGGAUAUGGGGAGAAUGCAGCACGGGUUAUUGAUAGGGGACGAUCAGCCAUGAUCACAAUAAAUGGCGAUGCUGGCUCGAAGGGCCGAAUGGCCUCGUCCUGCACCUAUGUUGUAUGUUUCUAUGCAGUUGGGUGAAACAUUCUGGACAAAAUGACAACGCGCCUGUAAUAGUUUCACCCUCGGACCAGGGUGGAUCAGCAGCACUGGAGGCCGUAACCCAGUCAGCGGGUUCAGGGGUACCUGAUCACCAAAAUAAUCGCAUAGAUGCCGAUUCUGGUCAGACAUUUCGGAUCUUUUUUUUAUCAGAAGGUGAAAUCUAUCGAUCCCAGUUUUUUUCAACGUUGGGCAAAAUUCCGGUAAAAGUCAAACAACGCGCAAUACUCUGAUCUUCUAGUUUUCCCCUCGAUAACGUAAACCCGCAUAACCUGGCAACGUUCUUGGGUGUCUGGCCUGCUCCUUCUCAGGCGUGACCAAACUAUUUCUGUAAGAUGAUGACUAGCUCUGUAAACAAUAAUUCAAAUCCAGCCAAAUCUAUGCUUUGUGCAUCAGUAACACUUCUCAGCUCUUUCAUCAAGUACCGCUGCCGAUGAAGCCGACCAUGUCCAUUACCUUCUUUGCAACCCUGUCUAUUUAUGCUCCCAUGUUUAAAGACCAAAUCUAGUUUACCCCAAUUCGCUGUCCGUUUAUUACCAUGAACAUAUCAAUUUCCCUUGUUAUUAAUCAUGUACCACAGAAGCAAUGAAGCAUUUUGUGUCCUAAGAUCCGCUCCGACGAGUUUAUAUAUUUAUCUGGUGGUGGCCUUUGAGAGAUUCCUAUUUUCUCUCCUUUACUUCCCCAUCCUCACACCUACUGAAAAACAGUCUAUUCCCAUUCUUGUUGUCGCCUCUAGUUUUUCGUGUUCAUUCGGAAUGUUUGUAAGUUUUAUUACAAUUACUCGGUUGAUAUUGAUUUGAUUACAAUUUGUUUUUUGCUAGUUUCGCAUGGUUCAGUCAAUGGAAAUAGAUUGUGUGGUUAUGGAAUAUAAAACGUGAAACCCAGCUAACUGAAGAAAGACGUAUAACUGACACCCAAUUAGUCUAUUGUGUCAUCAGAAAUCUUCAGAAAAUGUUCAAUGAGUGAUGAACAUGACAAAAGCAUUCAUUUUCAUUAAGAUUCUUUCCACGACAUUAAGAACUUGUCCCUCUCAAACGUUGCUCGGAUCAUGCACGAUGUUGAUCGUCCACUGCAAACUCCAGCAGCAGAAUUGAAAUAAGAAUUAAAAAAAUAUAUAUAUCCUGCGGUGAUACACAUAACGAUAACUAUUUUCCAUGCUUCCCACGAUAUCUGUCGGGUUUUGUGCUUGUGAAACUGAUGCAGGGAAGAUUUACAUUUUACCAUUACCUCACAAUACCCUGCGUGACGUGUUGGGUCGAGACUGGAGAAGAGUCUCGACCCGAAACGUCAUACAUCCCUUCUCUCCAGAGAUGUUGCCUGUCCCGCUGAGUUUCUCCAGCUUUUUGUGUCUAUCUUCGGAUUAAACCGGCAUCUGCUGUUCAUCCUUACACCUCACAAUGUUUAUGCAUGCACGUGUCAAUAAACCCGGCUUGGUUGGACGUGACGAUGCAUUUCACCAACAAUCAUUCCCUUUAUAGAGGUAUUUGGUUCAGCAAUUAGCCAAUCGAAAGCAUUGUGUUCACGAACACCUUCUCCGCUAUCUGGAAAGUGAUAAUCAAAUUAUGAUUAUGUCCUUUGAUCGCUAAAGUGGUCAACUUUGCUUUAAAAUUAUUUUCGUUGGAAUGGGCAUAAUCAUAUCAAAGGAAAUUAUGCAGCCGUUAUAUGAAUAUAUUUUCUUACUACCCGGAUGAGCGAUUAUAAGUGUUCCAACAACUGUAAACAAAGACGAUAUAUCCGAUAAUCUAUUUAUGAAGCAAGGAACAUUUGUUGGGAAUAUCGCGGUGCAUUCUAACAGACGGACAGAAUGUUUUAGUAAUAACCCUAUCCGGAUGUGCCUGAUGUGAUAUUCGAAGUUAAAUGUAAAACAAAGCUCCUUCUUCAAACGUUUAUUUAUUUAGGGCAUUUUAUGGUUGCACACAAUUAAAUGUGCAAGAGAGCGGUACAGCUUUAAGAAUUGUAGCUGCAGUUGUUGAAAAGAACUGGUCGUGUCGCUGUCUACCAAUGAGAAGCUCGAGUACGCAGAUGGAUCCAUUGCCCCUCCCACAUCUCCAGAAUAAAAACGCCAGACCCGACGACAGAGACGAGCUGUGCCUGCGUUUCCAUUGCCGAAACAAGCUGAGGACGAUACAUUUCCCGUCUGUUUAGAUUGGGGAUUGGAAAUAUAUAAGAUUUUUUUAUGUGGUGCGUGGACCAUUUGCACGGAUUAACCGAGGAGAGGCCUAGUCUUGGACUUUGACGGGGCGCGGAACAAUGGCGUAUCUACCGAGGUUUGCUUUCACUGUGUUUGCUUGCAUAUUUGCGAUAUGUCGACCUGGUCUUAUCUGCGGGCAAAUUCGCUAUUCUAUUCCCGAGGAAAUGGAGCAAGGUGCAUUUGUUGGGAAUAUCGCUGUGGAUUUGAGCCUGAGUGUACAUCAAUUAUCAGCUCGCAAAUUCCGACUGAGCUCCGAUGACGGAGGGCGAUACAUGAAGGUUAGUUUGGACAAUGGAAUCAUGAGUAUUCGUGAAAGAAUCGACCGGGAACGUAUUUGUGGACAGAAUGAUCAAUGUACUAUACGUUUCGAAACAAUACUGGAAAACCCUUUGGAGGUGUAUGAAGGUGAAUUGGAGAUUCUUGACGUAAAUGACAAUUCCCCCACUUUCCCGCAGAGGGGCAUUGCUUUGCAGAUGUCAGAAGCGAGUGCACCCGGUGCACGUUUCCGACUCGAGGGCGCGGAUGAUCCGGACAUUGGUACAAAUACCGUGGCCGCUUACACAAUCGGUUCGAGUGACCACUUUAGCCUAAGAACACAGAAAACCGAGAGCGGCAUUAUAAUUGUCGAAUUGCUCUUGGAGAAAUAUUUGGACCGAGAACUACAAUCAUCAUUUCAACUCUUGCUUACUGCGACUGACGCCGGAACCCCUCGGAGAUCAGCCACAACUCAGAUUCUCAUUACUGUACUGGACUUCAAUGAUAAUCCACCUGUGUUCGAUCAUGAUAUUUACAGAGGUAGCGUCAGAGAGAACGCGCCUCGGGGUACGUUGGUGCUGAAAGUCAAAGCAAAUGAUUUGGACGAAGGACUGAAUGCGGAACUGACAUAUCGUUUUAGUGAUGUUGCUUUGCGAAGAGCGCAAAAUGUAUUCAGUUUGGAACCACGCACCGGGGAGAUUCGAGUCCAAGAGCCACUAGAUUUUGAAGAAGUAAACAGCUAUUCUCUGGAUAUUCAAGCCCAGGACCACGGUUCCCCUGAAAUGACAGGACACUCCAAUGUACUGAUCGAAGUCACUGAUGUGAACGACUGUGCACCUGAGAUAAAGGUAACAUCGGCUUCCAACAAAAUCCAGGAAAAUGCGCCACCAGGAAGUUUCAUAUCCCUGAUUAAUGUGAUGGAUCGUGAUUCAGGAGCGAACGGUCAAGUACGUUGCGAGAUACAAAAGAACGUCCCAUUUCGACUGCAAAAGACAUCGAACCACUAUAAAUUAACUACGAGUGAAACGUUGGACCGUGAAGUCAUCUCUGAGUAUGACAUACUUAUUUCAGCCUGGGACUUGGGGUCGCCGUCACUUUCAUCAAAUAAAACCAUCCAGAUUGCAAUUUCAGACGUUAAUGAUAACGCACCGCAGUUCGGUGAUGCAUCCUACAACGUAUAUGUAAUGGAGAAUAACCCUCCGGGUGCAUUCAUUUUUAUAGUGACUGCAACGGAUCCCGAUCUGGAUCAGAAUUCCUAUGUUUCCUACUACGUUCUCGAUAAUCAUAUCCAAAACAUGCCAGUAUCCAGUUAUGUCACUAUUAACACAAUGAACGGUACUAUUUACGCGCUGCGUUCCUUUGACCAUGAGGAACUCAAGAACUUCCAGAUCCGUGUACAAGCCCGUGACGCAGGGGUGCCUCCGUUGAGCAGCAGCGCCACGGUGAAUGUGAUCAUCCUGGAUCAAAAUGACAACGCGCCGGUAAUUGUUUCACCUUCAGAACAAAGUGGCCCAGCAACAGUGGAGUUCGUGCCCCAGAUAGCGGGUCAAGGGUACUUGGUCACCAAGAUAAUGGCAACUGAUGCCGAUUCUGGUCAGAACGCUCGGCUCUUUUAUCAGAUGGUGAAAUCUACCGACCCUGGUUUGUACAACGUUGGACAACAUUCAGGUGAAAUCAGAACAGCGCGCAAUAUUAUGCAGUCAGAUACUGUUGUACAAACCCUAGUCAUCUUGGUUAAGGACAAUGGGCAGCCAAGCCUGACCAGCACAGUUACAAUCCAUAUUAGAGUUUUGUGGAACAGCACUGAAGGAACCGGCGAAAGCAGUACCUUGAUGAAGACUCCAGAAUAUUUAUCUGAUCCAAACGUUUAUUUAAUCAUCAUUUUCAGUUGCACUUCAGUGAUCUUUCUUCUGAUCAUCGUUCUGUUGAUUGGCAUCAAGUGUAAACAGGACAGAAUUAAUAUCCAAGAUUAUAACACCCCUAAUUAUUCUUACAAUCAUGCGGGUUCUCACGGCACGCUUAAUGCGAGAUCUGCCAUGGAGGAAACUUUACGCUAUCCUGGGACGGGCCGGCUACUCCGUUUGCAAGAGCCGAAUCAAUACUCGGUCUGUCUUUCUCCAGAGUCAGCGAAAAGCGAUUUUCUCUUCUUGAAGCCAUGCGGCGCACCCACCUCUCAAGCCCAAUUUCCGAUUUCCCGUCUGUUUGAAUUCGGGAUUGGAAAUCUAUACGAUUUUUUAUCUGGUGCGUGGACCAUUGCACGGAUUACCCGAGGAGAGGCCUGGUCUGGGACUUUGACAGGGCGCGGAACAAUGGCGUGCCUACCGAGGUUUGCCUUCACUGCGUUUGCUUGCAUAUUUGUGAUAUGUCGACCGGGUCUAAUCUCCGGGCAAAUUCGUUAUUCUAUUCCCGAGGAAAUGAAGCAAGGGGCAUUUGUUGGGAAUAUCGCUGUGGAUUUGGGCCUGAACGUACGGCAAUUGUCAGCUCGCAAAUUCCGAUUGGGCUCUGAUGACGGAGGGCGGUACAUGAAGGUCAGUUUGGACAAUGGAAUCAUGUCUAUUCGUGAAAGAAUCGACCGGGAACGCAUUUGUGGACAGACUGAUAAAUGUACUAUACCUUUCGAAACCAUACUGGCAAACCCUUUGGAGAUGUAUCACGGGGAAUUAGAGAUUCUUGAUGUAAAUGACAAUUCUCCCACUUUCCCGCAGAGCAGCAUUGUCUUGCAGAUAUCGGAAGCCAGUGCACCCGGUGUACGUUUCCGACUCGAGGGCGCGGAUGAUCCCGACUUUGGUACAAAUACCGUGGCUGCUUACACAAUCAGUUCCAGUGAGCACUUUAGUCUAAAAACACAGAGAGCCGAAGACGGUAUUAUAAUAGCCGAGUUGCUGUUAGAGAAGUUGUUGGACCGAGAGCAGCAAUCAUCCCUUCAACUCUUGCUUACUGCGAUUGACGGCGGAACCCCUCAGAGAUCAGCCACAGCUCAGAUUCUCAUUACUGUAUUCGAUAACAAUGAUAAUCCACCUGUGUUCGAUCAUGAUAUUUACAGAGGUAGCGUCAGAGAGAACGCGCCUCGGGGUACGUUGGUGCUGAAAGUCAAAGCAAAUGAUUUGGACGAAGGACUGAAUGCGGAGUUAACAUAUCGUUUACAUGAUGCUACUUUGCGAAGAGUGCAAAAUGUAUUCAGUUUGGAUCCACGCACUGGGGAGAUUCUAGUUAAUGGGCCUCUAGAUUUUGAAGAAGUAAACAGCUAUUCUCUCGAUAUUCAAGCCCAGGACCACGGUUCACCUGCAAUGACGGGGCACUGUAAAGUUGUGAUCAAAGUGAUUGACGCGAAUGACAAUGCACCUGAGAUAAGGGUAACAUCAGCUUCCAACAAAAUCCAGGAGGAUACUCCACCAGGAAGUUUCAUAUCCCUGAUUUAUGUGAUCGAUCGCGAUUCCGAAACGAACGGUCAAGUGCGUUGCGAGAUACAAAAGAACGUCCCAUUUCGACUGCAAAAGACAUCGAACCACUAUAAAUUAGUCACCAGUGAAACGUUGGACCGUGAAGCGAUCUCUGAGUAUAACAUUCUUAUUUCAGCCUGGGACUUGGGUUCACCGUCACUAUCAACAAAUAAAACCAUCCAGAUUUCAAUUUCGGACAUUAAUGAUAACGCACCACAGUUCAGUGAGACAUCCUACAACGUAUAUGUAAUGGAAAAUAACGCGGCGGGUGCGUCCGUUUCCACAGUAACUGCAAUGGAUCCUGAUCUGGAUCUAAAUUCCCAUGUUUCCUACUCCUUUCUCGAUAAUCAUAUACAAAACUUGCCAGUGUCCGCUUACCUCACUAUUAACCCAAUGAACGGUACUAUUUACGCGCUGCGUUCCUUUGACUAUGAGGAACUCAAGAACUUGCAAAUCCAUGUUCAAGCCCGUGACGCCGGGGUGCCUCCGUUGAGCAGCAGCGCCACGGUGAAUGUGAUCAUCCUGGAUCAAAAUGACAACGCGCCGGUAAUUGUUUCACCUUCAGAACAAAUUGGCUCAGCAACAGUGGAGGUCAUGCCCCAGACAGCCGGUCAAGGGUACUUGGUCACCAAGAUAAUGGCAACUGAUGCCGAUUCUGGUCAGAACGCACGGCUCUUUUAUCAGAUGAUGAAAUCUACCGCACCUGGGUUGUAUAACAUUGGACAACAUUCCGGAGAAGUCAGAACAGCGCGCAAUAUUUUGCAGUCAGAUAAUGCUUUACAAACUCUAGUCAUCUUGGUUAAGGACAAUGGGCAGCCAAGCCUGUCCAGCACAGUUAGAAUCAACAUUAGAUUGUUGUGGAACAGCACUGAAGGAAUCAGCGAAAGCAGUACCUUGGUGAAGAAUCCAGAAUAUUUCUCUGAUCCAAACGUUUAUUUAAUCGUCAUAUUCAGUUGCACUUCCGUGGUCUUUCUUUUGAUCAUCAUUCUAUUGAUUGGCAUCAAGUGUAAACAGGACAGACAUAGUAUCCAAGAGUAUAACUCGCCUAGUUAUGCUCACAAUUAUGGGGGUUCUCACGGUACGUUUAGUGGAAGACCUGCCCUGGAGGAAACUUUACGCUAUCCUGGGACGGGAAGGGUACUCCGCGUGGAAGAACCGAAUCAAUACUCGGUUUGUCUUUCUCCAGAGUCAGCUAAAACCGAUUUUCUCUUCUUGAAGCCAUGCGGCGCACCCACCUCUCAAGAAUGUCCGCGGGCGGGAGUGUUGACCCAGGCCCGCAGCCAGCUGAGGGGAGGCGCCGGCCCCAGCUCGAUUCUGCCUGUCCCGCCGCCCCGGACGUACCUGGUGGCCCCCGGACGGUACACUCGGGAGGGGACGGGGACGGGCCCAGCGGCGGCUGGAUGGUGCCAGUUCGCCCACGGCUUGGCCGAGCUGCGCUCUGCCCCUACGGGUAAGUGUAAACAGGACAGAAAUAUUAUCCAAGAGUAUUACGCCCCCAGUUACUGUUACAAUCGUGGGGUUUCGCACGGCACGUUUAAUGGAAGAUCUGCGAUGAAGGAAAUGUUACCCUAUCCUUGGACAGAGCGGGCAGUCCGCGGGCCAGAUCUGAAUCAAUACUCGUCACGGAACAUGGCGUACCUACCGAGGUUUGCCUUCCCUGCGUUUGCUUGCAUAUUUGCGAUUUGUGCACCGGGACUAAUCUCCGGGCAAAUUCGUUAUUCUAUUCCCGAGGAAAUGGAACAAGGGGCAUUUGUUGGGAAUAUCGCUGUGGAUUUGGGCCUGAAUGUACGGCAAUUGUCAGCUCGCAAAUUCCGGCUGAGCUCUGAUGACGGAGGGCGGUACAUGAAGGUUAGUUUGGACAAUGGAAUCAUGUCCAUUCGUGAAAGAAUCGACCGGGAACGUAUUUGUGGGCAGAAUGAUCAAUGUACUAUACGUUUCGAAACAAUACUGGAAAAUCCGUUUGAGGUGUCUGACGGCGAAUUGGAGAUUAUUGAUGUAAAUGACAAUUCCCCCACUUUUCCGCAAAGCAGCAUUGCCUUGCAGAUAUCGGAAGCCAGUGUAUCCGGGAUACGUUUCCGACUCGAGGGCGCGGAUGAUCCCGACAUUGGUACAAAUACCGUGGCCGCCUAUACAAUCAGUUCCAAUGAGCACUUUAGUCUAAAAACACAGAAAUCCGAAGACGGUAUUAUAAUUGCCGAAUUGAUGUUAGAGAAAUCUUUGGACCGAGAGAUGCAAUCAUCAUUUCAACUCAUGCUUACUGCGUUUGACGGCGGGGCCCCUCAGAGAUCAGCUACGACACAGGUUCUGAUUACGGUAUUCGACCAGAACGAUAAUCCACCUGUGUUCGACCAUGAUAUUUACAGAAGCAGCGUAAGUGAGAAUGCGUCGCGGGGUACGUUGGUGCUGAAAGUGCAAGCAAAUGAUUUGGACGAAGGACUGAAUGCGGAGCUGACAUAUCGUUUCAAUUAUGUUGUUUUGCGAGCAGUGCAACAUGUAUUCAGUUUGGAUCCACGCACUGGGGAGAUUCGAGUUCAAGGGCCUUUAGAUUUUGAGGAAGUAAACACCUAUUCUCUCGAUAUUCGAGCCCAGGACCACGGUUCCCCGGCAAUGACAGGACACUCCAAAAUAUUGAUCAAAGUCAUUGACGUGAACGACAACGCACCCGAGGUAAAGGUAACAUCAGCUUCCAACACAAUCCAGGAAAAUACUCCAUCAGGAAGUUUCAUAUCCCAGAUUUAUGUGAUCGAUCGCGAUUCCGCAGCUAACGGCCAAGUGCGUUGCGAGAUACAAAAGAACGUCCCAUUUCGACUGCAAAAGACAUCGAACCACUAUAAAUUAGUCACCAGUGAAACGUUGGACCGUGAGGCGAUCUCUAAGUAUAACAUUGUAAUUUCAGCCUGGGACUUGGGAUCGCCUUCUCUAACAUCAAAUAAGACCAUCCAGAUUGCUAUUUCGGACGUAAAUGACAACGCACCGCAAUUCGCGGAGUCAUUCUACAACGUAUAUGUAAUGGAGAAUAACGCGCCGGGUGUAUCCAUUUUCACAGUAACUGCAACAGAUCACGAUCUGGAUCAAAAUUCCUACCUUUCCUACUCCUUUCUCGAUAAUCAUAUCCAAAACAUGCCAGUAUCCACUUACCUCUCCAUUAAUCCAAUGAACGGUACUAUUUACGCACUGCGUUUCUUUGACUAUGAGGAACUCAAGAACUUCCAGAUCCAUGUACAGGCCCGUGACGCCGGGCUGCCUCCGUUGAGCAGCAGCGUCACGGUGAAUGUGAUCAUCCUGGAUCAAAAUGACAACGCGCCGGUAAUCAUUUCACCUUCAGAACUGAGUGAAUCGGCGGCAGUGGAUACCGUACCCCGGUCAGCGGGUCAAGGGUACUUGGUCAGCAAGAUAAUGGCAACUGAUGCAGAUUCUGGUCAGAACGCACGGCUCUUUUAUCAGAUAGUGAAAUCUACCGACCCCGGUUUGUACAACGUUGGACAACGUUCCGGAGAAGUCAGAACAGCGCGCAAUAUUUUCCAGUCAGAUACUGCUUUACAAACUCUAGUCAUCUUGGUUAAGGACAAUGGGCAGCCAAGCCUGUCCAGCACAGUUACAAUGAACAUUAGAGUUUUGGGAAACAGCAGUGAAGGAAUCAGCGAAAGCAGUACCUUGGUGAAGACGCCAGAAUAUUUAUCUGAUCCAAACGUUUAUUUAAUCGUCAUUUUCAGUUGCACUUCCGUGGUCUUUCUUCUGAUCAUCAUUCUGUUGAUUGUCAUCAAGUGUAAACAGGACAGAAAUAUUAUCCAAGAGUAUAACACCCCUAGUUAUUGUUACAAUCAUGGGGUUUCGCACGGCACGUUUAAUGGAAGACCAGCUAUGGAGGAAACAUUGUGUUAUCCUGGGACGGGACGGGUAGUCCGGGGGGCAGAACUGAAUCAAUACUCAGUCUGUCUGUCUCCAGAGUCAGCGAAAAGCGAUUUUCUCUUCCUGAAGCCACGCGACGCUCCCACCUCUCAAGCCCAAAGCUGAAUAACACUGGUACGUAAAUUGAAGAAUGGCAAUUUAUAUGCGGCCAUUUUAUUGCUGCUGGAGGAUGUGAAUCAGUGCGAGUGCAUUGUUUAGAAAACUUACCCUUGUUGCAUUGUUUUUCUCUGUCGCUUAAAUGGGAGUACGGUUGUAAUUGAAAAAAAUAAAA
This is a messenger RNA of Leucoraja erinaceus (little skate), 12151 nucleotides long. RefSeq names its product protocadherin-23-like. Gene Ontology annotation, cellular component: plasma membrane. Bases 4336 to 11985 code for a protein of 2549 amino acids. Gene Ontology annotation, biological process: homophilic cell-cell adhesion. The record is from RefSeq and is a predicted model, not a curated record. Gene Ontology annotation, molecular function: calcium ion binding. The transcript has 7 exons. NCBI's taxonomy places the organism in Eukaryota, Metazoa, Chordata, Chondrichthyes, Rajiformes, Rajidae.